Paraglomus occultum is the source of this 247-nucleotide messenger RNA. The record is from the annotation of a GenBank genome assembly. Lineage: Eukaryota; Fungi; Glomeromycota; Glomeromycetes; Paraglomerales; Paraglomeraceae.
UCGAUUCAAAGAGCAGAAAGAAGAGUUACAAAACCGAUUAAAAGAGGUUGGGAAUAAGUUAACUAACUCCACCCGCGAAAUUACUAAAUUACAAAUUAAAUUAAAAGCAGUUGAAAGUUCGCUUGCUGAUUGCCAAACGUCCCUCAAAACUAAAAGCAAGGGGUUGGUACAAAGUCAGGCCGAAUUAGAAAAUUUGAAAAAACGUUAUCAAAAAGAACUUAAUUCCGCCCAAGAAAACCAAGCUUGA